CAUCUGUCAUUAUUCGUCAGUCAGGGUUUCUUCCUUUUUUCUCAUGAUAUUGCUUUAUUUUACUUCUUCUUAAAUAUCAUAUUAAUUAGCAAAAUAUUUAUCGUGUAAAACUGUAUUAAAUUUUUUUUUAACCAGGAAGGCUUUAAAAGUUUGGGUGGUCAAUACCCCCUGGUUCAUCUAUUUAAUCUUGUAAGUAUCAUUGGACUUAAUACAAUGUAUUUUUCUACUGUGUAUUGCCUGAGAUUCUUUUACUGUUCAAAAUGAGGUACGAAGUAUAACAUUCUUGAAAUGAUAAAAUUAUAGGGAUGAAAAAUAAACAAAUUAAUGGCUGCCAGGAGUUAGGGUUGAGUGUAUGGGUGUGGGUGUUACCACCUAAAUUAAUGACAGAGAGAGAGGCUCCCUGCAGAGUGUAAUAGGAAGUGGCAGGGGCACUGCAAUAGGCGAUACAGGAAGCCACGAUGGAUGAUGGAGAGGUUGGGAUAAGAGGAAACCUUUAAAAGGCAAAGAGAGAUCUACCUAAAUCAUUUUGAAACAAAGAUCAUUGGUUACAGGGGCUUCUUGCAGGAGCUAGUGCUAACUCAUUGGUGGAGACAGCCAUUGCCAGGCAAGUGUUUUUGUGAGAGCAACUUGGCUGAAAUGUUACUAUCUUGAGGAAUUUUUUGUUAUACACCCUGUGAUAGACAUGUGGGCAGGACAUGUAGGGAUGUGUGGGACAUGUAGAAAUUUCUUGUGGGUUUUGAAAAGGAGGUCUUUGGGCUAGUUCUUAUCUCAGAUACAGGAGAUCCCCUCCUUCAUGACCUCCAGCUCCACUUUGGGUGUGACCUAAGUGACUCCAUAUUGGCACUGGUGACUUUCACACUAUACAGGGCAGGGGUAGUAUGAGUGAGGUCUUUAUGCAUGUUUUUUUGAAGGGAUAGUUCUGAAUCUUGAUUGCAAUGGCAGUUACAUGCAUCUGCACAUAGAUUUGUGUCAUAAUUGGAUGACAUAGAAUUAUAUAUAUACACUGUAUCAAUGUCAAAUUACUGGAUUUGGUACUGUUCUAUAAAUACAUAAGAUGUAACCAUUUGCAGGAAACUAAAUGAAGGUUUUACGGGACCUCUCCCUUUGCAACUUACUGUGAAUCUAUAAUUAUUUUAAAAUAAAAAUAUUUUAAUGCCCCAUAAGCUAUCUGUGCAUAGAAAUGAGAAAAGUUAUUUUAAAGGCUAAGAAAAGGCAAAAAUAAUAAUUAAUAUUUUUGUUUCUAAUACUAUAAUACUUAUGAGAUAAGUAACGUCAUAGUAAUAGUUACUAGGAUCUAUAUAUUUCUCUCUGUAUAAUAUGCGCUAUGAUAUAGUCACUGAAAGCAAAUAACACGUGGUUUUCAAUUAUCCUCCAGCCCAGCAUUUUUUGCCGUGUUUAUUAUGCUUGCUUGCUGCGGGAAUCUCCGCCGUCAGGUCCCCGCAAAUUACAUUCUCCUGGGAGUAUUUACAGUUCUUCAAGGUCUGCUGCUAGGAGCCGUAUCAGUUUUCUACAAGGCCAAUGAAGUGUUAUGGGCAACAGCAGCAACCGCUCUGGUGACACUAGCACUCACUCUGUUUGCUCUACAAACUAAAUGGCUGCAUCUAUUGUAUGCUGGACUCGGAACUGUGAUCUUCUCACUCUACUUGGUGAUGGAUGUGCAGCUCAUGCUGGGAGGGCACCACCAUUAUUCCCUGGACCCUGAAGAGUAUGUUUUUGCUGUCCUGAACAUCUACUUAGACAUCAUCAACCUUUUCCUUUUUAUUCUGCAUCUGAUUGGACUGGGACGGUAGUCACACAGCCAAGGCUGGCUCGUGCAGAGAAGAGAAAGGAGGGGUGCUGUGAAGUGAUGCCAGCCUCAGACAUGCAGAAGUCACCACUUCAGAAGCUCUUUUAUUUUAAGAAAAUUAAGAAUACUUAUUUUUUGUUAAAUGAAACCAAGCAUUCAGUAGAUGGUAGCUGUAGCUGUUAUAUUUUUAGUUCACUGUCAUGCAGCAAAACUUUCAGGGGGACAUGUCUAACUUUAAUAUAUUCAAAAGAUGAGUAUCAUAAUUACAUACUUACAAACACUUGUAAGAUGCCCAUUCCUUUGUUGAGGUUUUCUGAGCACUAUUUAAAGCUGUAAACAAAUAUCUCCACGUGAAUACAAUUGACUACAGAAAC
Molecule: messenger RNA, 2160 nt
Organism: Sapajus apella (tufted capuchin)
Lineage: Eukaryota; Metazoa; Chordata; Mammalia; Primates; Cebidae
Product: protein lifeguard 2-like
Exons: 5
Coding region: 1401-1790 (129 amino acids)
Cellular component (GO): membrane
Source: RefSeq, a predicted model, not a curated record